AUGUUGCUAGCUGAGGGAAAUCAGAGUUCUGGAUUCACCUUCAUCCUCUUGGGCUUCUCAGAAUAUCCAGACCUCCAGGUGCCCCUGUUCCUGGUAUUCCUGACCAUCUACACAGUCACUGUGCUGGGGAACUUGGGCAUGAUCAUAAUCAUCAGGAUCAAUCCCAAACUCCAUACCCCCAUGUACUUUUUCCUCAGCCACUUGUCCUUUGUUGAUUUCUGUUACUCCACUACAGUUACUCCCAAAUUGCUGGAGAACUUGGCUGUGGAAGACAGAACAAUUGCUUUUAUGGGAUGCAUCAUGCAAUUCUUCUUGGCUUCCAUAUUUGUAGUGGCAGAAACAUUCAUGUUGGCAGUGAUGGCCUAUGACAGAUUUGUGGCCGUUUGUAACCCUCUCCUCUACGCAGUUGUCAUGUCCCCAAAGCUCUGUGUGUCAUUAGUGUCUGGGCCCUACGCAUGGGGCAUAAUCUCCUCCCUGACACUCACCUAUUUCCUCUUGGACUUAUCCUUCUGUGGGUCCCACAUCAUGAAUAAUUUUGUCUGUGAGCACUCAGUCAUUGUCUCUGUCUCAUGCUCUGACCCCUACAUCAGCCAACUGCUUUGUUUUGUCAUUGCCAUAUUCAAUGAGGUGAGCAGCCUCAUAAUCAUCCUCACUACUUAUAUUUUCAUCUUUGUCACUGUCAUGAAAAUGCCUUCUGCUGGUGGACGCCAUAAAGCUUUCUCUACCUGUGUCUCCCACCUGACCGCCAUCACCAUUUUCCAUGGAACUGUCCUGUUCCUCUAUUGUGUCCCCCACUCCAAAAACUCAUGGCUUACAGUCAAAGUAGGCUCUGUAUUUUAUACGGUGGUCAUUCCCAUGCUCAACCCUUUGAUCUACAGCCUCAGGAACAAAGAUGUCGAAGACACAGUGAGGAAGUUAAUGAAUCACCUAACAAAAUUCUGA
Messenger RNA from Galeopterus variegatus (Sunda flying lemur), 942 nucleotides. RefSeq names its product olfactory receptor 5D13-like. The coding region runs from base 1 to 942 and encodes 313 amino acids. Gene Ontology annotation, biological process: sensory perception of smell; G protein-coupled receptor signaling pathway. Gene Ontology annotation, cellular component: membrane. Gene Ontology annotation, molecular function: G protein-coupled receptor activity; odorant binding; olfactory receptor activity. NCBI's taxonomy places the organism in Eukaryota, Metazoa, Chordata, Mammalia, Dermoptera, Cynocephalidae. The record is from RefSeq and is a predicted model, not a curated record. The transcript has a single exon.